AUUCAGCGCACCAAACGCAAACAAACAUCGCAGUCGACAAAUGCAGUAUGGCUUCGCGAAACGAAAAUUAUACUAUUUUAGUGAUGAGUGCUGCAGUUUUAGUAAUGGCUGAUGUAAAUAAAAAAAAGAGAAGACAACGACGUUGGUGGCGUACUAAUUUAUUCAAGAAACGCAGUGGUACGGGAGUUUUAAUGGACCUAAAGUCGCAAGAAAUAAGCGGACAGUAUAAAAAUUUCACUCGAAUGACACCUACUGACUUUGAGAAUCUGCUGCAAAGGAUUGGACCCCAAAUUUCAAAACAGGAGACUUAUUUUCAAUUUCCAAGCAGUCGAUUGGGCCUACCUCAGACUCCCACAGCUUGGAAACAAGUUAGCAAGAUAUUUGAAACUCGUUGGAACCUUCCUCAUUGUGUUGGUGCCCUAGAUGGAAAACACGUUGUUUUACAAGCACCAGUGAAAUCGGGUACCGAGUUCUUCAAUUAUAAAUCCAAUUUUAGUAUUGUGCUUUUCGCACUGGUUGAUGGUGAUUAUAACUUUAUGUUUGCUGACGUAGGCUGCUAAGGAAAAAUUUCUGAUUGGGGGGGUUUUUAAGGCAAGCAAAUUAUAUCAGCAGCUUCCAGAAAACAGACUAGGACUUCCAACACCAGAAGAACUAGAAGGACGUUCUAUGCAAAUACCGUAUUUUUUUGCCGGCGAUAGCGCAUUUGCUUUAAGCGAAAAUCUCAUGAAGCCCUAUACUGGGGACUUUCCAAAAGGAACUCCUCAACGAAUUUUCAAUUAUCGUUUG
Molecule: messenger RNA, 786 nt
Organism: Acanthoscelides obtectus
Lineage: Eukaryota; Metazoa; Arthropoda; Insecta; Coleoptera; Chrysomelidae
Source: the annotation of a GenBank genome assembly